AAUGAAGUAACAAACCAUCAUCAACUUGCCAAAUUAGGUUUAUCAGCUUCUGAAGAUCUGACAAAACCCUAAAUCAAUUUCUUAUCUAAUCCACCCAAACACGCCCCUCACGAUUCAGGAUUUCCAACAAUUGGCAUGAUUUCAACGACACAACUCAUAAUCACGAAACCCACAUUUUAAUUGACUGCAUUUAUUGCAAUCAAUUUCAGAAAGAGGGACCUCCAUUAAUUCUGUGUGCUGCCAUCAAUUCUUCCGUUCUUUCUGAAACUCCCCUGCAAAACAAAAUGUCUGCACUGCAUCAAAAUCCUCUCUGUCUUUCGCCACGUCGGCUUCAGCAUUUAUCUAUUACAACAAAUCAUCAAUUUACCCCGCAAUUUGAGGUGGUAAAGAAUCCAUUUUUUCACGCGCCUUUUGGUAUCAAGUGUUCUACUCUUUGCCCGCCGUCUGCUUUGCCCAAUUCGAGCAGCCAUGCAUCCCCUGUUUCUUCUUUCAGUCAGUUGAUAGAGUCUUUGAUAAGCGGAGUGGAUUUGUCCGAAGCUGAAGCUGAGGCGUCUCUUGAUUUCUUGUUAGAUGGUGCUGACGAGGCUUUGAUUAGUGCGUUUUUGGUUCUUUUGAGAGCUAAGGGAGAAACUUAUGAAGAAGUAGUUGGGCUAGCAAGAGCAAUGAUAAAGCACUCCCGAAAAGUUGAAGGGUUGACCGACGCAGUUGACAUUGUCGGCACUGGCGGUGAUGGUGCAAACACUGUGAACAUCUCCACCGGAGCUUCGAUUCUCGCUGCAGCUUGUGGAGCGAAAGUCGCUAAGCAAGGCAAUCGAUCUAGUUCAUCUGCUUGUGGAAGUGCCGAUGUACUCGAAGCAUUGGGAGUUGCAAUUAACUUAGAACCAGAGGGGGUAGCAAAGUGCGUGAACGAAGCGGGAAUCGGGUUUAUGAUGGCACCGAUUUAUCAUCCAGCUAUGCAAAUUGUUAGACCAGUCAGAAAGAAGCUUAAAGUAAAGACGGUAUUCAAUAUCUUAGGCCCUAUGUUGAAUCCAGCAAGAGUUCCUUUUGCAGUAGUCGGGGUUUAUACAGAAGAUCUGGUCCAUAAAAUGGCAAAAGCACUUCAAAGAUUCGGCAUGAAAAGAGCGUUGAUAGUUCAUUCGGAAGGACUGGAUGAAAUGAGUCCUCUCGGGCCGGGACUAGUUCUUGAUGUCACUCCAGAUAAGAUAGAAAAAUUCUCGUUCGAUCCGCUGGAAUUUGGAAUCCCUCGUUGCACUAUUGAUGAUUUACGAGGUGGAGAUCCGAAGUACAAUGCGGAUGUACUUAGACGCGUUCUAUCAGGAGAAAAGGGAUCUAUUGCCGAUGCCUUGGUGCUAAAUGCGGCAGCUGCUCUUUUGGUUAGUGGAAAUGUAAACAGUCUUGCAGAAGGAGUCGAACUUGCUCGCGUGGCGCAUCGAUCUGGGAAAGCGAUCAAGACUCUUGAUUUGUGGAUUCAGACAUCUAAUAAGGUGAAGGAAGAAGCAUUUAAGGGUAUGCCUAUCCUCUCAUAAAUGCCAAGAGAGAAAUGGUGUUUGCAUGUUGAAUAAGACAAUGAUUUGGGCCAAGGAAUAAAGAAUAAAGUUUUUGUAGGUGCAAGUAUUUAAAUGCAGAUGUACCCACGAGUUUUUUGUUUGAUCAUUUUUUGCCAAACUGUAAAUUAAAAUUUUGUAAGGGUAAAUUACAAUCGCUCCCCUUAGAUAAGGUCUAUUUAUGAAAAGUCCCUCAGCUUCCGAUAAUUACAUUCACCCCCUGCAAUUUGUACAUUUCUUACAUUCACACCCUUUUGUAGGGGUUUGGAUGUAAGAAAUUUACAAUAUGCUAGGGGUUGGAUGUAAUUUCUCAAAAUAAAGAUUUUUUUUUCUUCUUGUAAUUCCACUUUACAUAGGAAGGUUUUAGUUAAGUGGUC
This is a messenger RNA of Erythranthe guttata (spotted monkey flower), 1921 nucleotides long. The record is from RefSeq and is a predicted model, not a curated record. Lineage: Eukaryota; Viridiplantae; Streptophyta; Magnoliopsida; Lamiales; Phrymaceae.